AGCUGUUCUCAGUGAUGAGUAAAGAAUUAGAAGUCCAUGUCCUAAAAUCUCAUACUGCUGCUGUAAACACUGUUUCAUUUUUUGAUAAUGAUCAGAAAUUUGUUGCUGCUGGAGAUGAUUGUUGUUUGAGUGGAUGGGAUGUAGAUGAAAGAAAAUGCAUCUUCAAGUUGAAGGGCCAUGAAGGCCCAGUGAAAGCUUGUGCAACUUCACCAACAGGUUCCAAAAUUGUGAGUGGUUCUUGGGACAGAACUGUGCGGAUAUGGGAUGGCUCUUCCACAAACUGCCUGUGGACUCUUCAACAUGAGGCUUUAGUCUUAGGAGUAAGCUUUUCUGAAGAAUCUUCGCUAAUCACUGUCUGUUGUGAUGAUAAACAGACCAAAGUAUGGGACAUGAGAUCUUAUGAAAAUGUGAUGACCUUAACUGGUCACACUAAUUCUGUAACCUGCUGCGCCCAGAACAACUUCACAUUAGCAACAGGAAGUUUUGACAAGACAAUCCGCCUUUCUGAUAUGCGAACUGGGAGUACCCUUUUGCUUUUAACUGGACAUACUUCUGCUGUUUCAGCUGUUGACAUCUCUUCAGAGGGAUUCAAACUUUGUUCAGGGAGUUGGGACAAGACAGUGCGAGUAUGGGAUGUCCACGCAGGAACUUACCGAACACAAGGACCGCGUGUCAUGUAUGAACAUGAAGGUUGUGUGAGUUCUUGUAAAUUUGCGGUGGACAAUAAGAAGAUUGUUAGUGCAGGGUAUGAUAAAACCGUUAUUAUCUGGGAUGCGUUGGCAACCCAAAAACGACAUCAGAUUCGGGCACACGGGUCCUGGAUCAACGACAUUGCUAUGACAGCAGAUGGAAAGUGUCUUCUUUCUUGCAGCAAAGACAGAACAAUCCGAAUGUGGAAUGUUGAAAAUGCUGAUAAGAUGCCUGUAGUCUUACACAAUAAACUGUCGAUGGGUUACAAAUUCCAAGAAUGUGUGGACUGUCAGAGAACAUUUAAGGUUGAGAAGCGGGAUCUUAUAGAGGUGGGAGAAGAAUACACAAAAUGUGUUUACUGUCGGAUGCCAACCAGAUCCUAUCACAGACUCUCUGAACAGGAUCUGAUUGUCACUGAAACAGACGAUGAAGUGGGCAACAUUGCAAAAAGUGAUGCACCAGCUCUUGAAACUAUGGUCUCUGCGUGAGUUUAUAAAACAAUCAGAAUAUUUAAAAGGAAUGUUAUGUUUUUAUAGAAUUGUAUCAGAAUAAUUUAUUUGUAAAUAGUGUAAAUGAUAUGUACUAAAGAAGUUGAGUAUGCCCAUACCUUUCAGCCACAGUAAUCAUUGUAAAUAAUUUAAAUUUUUAUACACAGUGCAUUAGUCACUUCCUA
Messenger RNA from Bolinopsis microptera, 1363 nucleotides. Its product is annotated as WD repeat-containing protein 88-like. NCBI's taxonomy places the organism in Eukaryota, Metazoa, Ctenophora, Tentaculata, Lobata, Bolinopsidae. Gene Ontology annotation, molecular function: protein binding. The record is from RefSeq and is a predicted model, not a curated record. The coding region runs from base 15 to 1178 and encodes 387 amino acids. The transcript has a single exon.